Molecule: messenger RNA, 354 nt
Organism: Eruca vesicaria subsp. sativa (arugula)
Lineage: Eukaryota; Viridiplantae; Streptophyta; Magnoliopsida; Brassicales; Brassicaceae
Source: the annotation of a GenBank genome assembly
AUGACAGGAACGUUGAGCACAAAGAGUGAUGUGUAUAGUUUUGGUGUUGUUCUACUAGAGCUCCUCACAGGUCGUAAACCAGUUGAUCAUACUUUACCAAGAGGACAGCAGAGUCUCGUGACAUGGGCAACACCUAAACUGAGUGAAAACAACGUGAAGCAGUGUGUUGAUGCAAGACUAAACGGAGAGUAUCUUCCCAAAGCUGCUGCCAAGAUGGCUGCUGUAGCUGCGCUUUGUGUGCAAUAUGAGGCAAAUUUCAGGCCAAACAUGAGCAUAGUAGUGAAGGCUCUUCAGCCUUUGCUCAACCCUCCUCGCUCUGCUCCUCAGACUCCUCAGAAUAACAACCCUUAUUGA